Molecule: messenger RNA, 582 nt
Organism: Meloidogyne enterolobii
Lineage: Eukaryota; Metazoa; Nematoda; Chromadorea; Rhabditida; Meloidogynidae
Source: the annotation of a GenBank genome assembly
AUGUAUUUUAAUCAAAUAUUCAUUUUCUUCUUUUUAUUAAUUUUUAUCAACAUUUCAAUUCAAAAAAUGUGUAAAUGUAAUACUAAAGAUGCGGAAACGAAAAAAUUGUUCCGCCAUCGGUAUAAAAGGGGUAGCAAUUUAUGCCGUUGUGGCAUGAAAGAUGAAUCUAGUGGAGAAGGUUCUGGCUAUGAAGAUCCUCAUUAUGGAGGUUCUGACUAUGCCUCACAAAAAUAUUCAGAGGAUUCUGAAGGACAUUCUUCUUCAAAUAUUAGUCAUCGUUCUGGAAAAGGAAAAGAAGUUGUUGAGGAAGAAGAAGGAUUGGGUGAAUGGACAGGAAGUGAAAUUGACAGUGAAGAAGUUUUGGAAGAUAUUGAAGAGAGUUUGAAGAAAACGGGAAAAAGUAAAGCUAAGAGUGUGUUAUAUAUUACGGAUAAUUUUUACCAAUCGCAUAUACAAUUAAAUGUAAAUUUUAUAUAUAUUUUUGAUUUCUGGAUAGAGUUAAACCCCAAAUUUAUGUGUUUCGUGAUACGUGGUUUUAUUUUAAAAAAUUUGUUAAUUUAUAAAAGGAAGAGUUCCCAGUAG